AUGGGCGACACAAACAUCGCAAUCCGGAACGAUGACCAACAAGUUCUCCUCGCCGCGCUCUUCGGAGUCCUCACCACUGUCCUUGCUGUCGCGUCUGUCAUCGUCGGAUAUCUCCAGCUACGCAAGUAUAGACUGGCCCAUGCAGUGGCAGAUGUCGAGGGAGGCAUCGAUGUCGUGAGCUUGGCGGAAAUCCCCCCUCACGGCGACACUUCAUUGACUCCAAACAUUGCGGCUCCCGAGCAUCAGAUGGACGAGCCCAAUGCACACGCUCCAUUGCCGCCAGAAGUCGAAAAACAGUGA
Messenger RNA from Cercospora beticola, 300 nucleotides. RefSeq lists its product as uncharacterized. Lineage: Eukaryota; Fungi; Ascomycota; Dothideomycetes; Mycosphaerellales; Mycosphaerellaceae. The record is from RefSeq and is a predicted model, not a curated record.